AGCUGUCGUGGUGAGGACCAUGUUGCUGCCGAACAUCCUGCUCACGGGUACACCAGGUGUUGGAAAAACCACGCUGGGCAAAGAACUUGCACCAAGAGCAGGACUGAAAUACGUUAAUGUGGGUGAUUUAGCCCAAGAAGGGCAGUUGUUUGAUGGCUAUGAUGAAGAGUAUGAGUGCUCCAUUUUUGAUGACGAUAAAGUGAUUGAUGAGUUGGAAAAUCAAAUGAGUGAAGGUGGAGUUAUUGUGGAUUGCCUCGGUUGUGAUUUCUUCCCAGAAAGCUGGUUUCAUGUCGUUUUUGUGUUAAGAAUAGAUAACACAGUGUUGUACAAAAGACUUGAAACAAGGGGUUAUAGUGAGAAGAAACUGAAAGAGAACAUUCAGUGUGAAAUUUUUCAAGUUCUUUAUGAAGAAGCCUUAACAUCCUACAAUGAAGAAAUAGUGCAUCAGCUGCUCAGCAAGUCCAGAUGAUCUAGAGAAUAAUAUCAACAAGAUAAUGGCAUAGAUUGAACAAUGGGU
Molecule: messenger RNA, 517 nt
Organism: Sorex fumeus (smoky shrew)
Lineage: Eukaryota; Metazoa; Chordata; Mammalia; Eulipotyphla; Soricidae
Product: adenylate kinase isoenzyme 6-like
Exons: 1
Coding region: 20-469 (149 amino acids)
Cellular component (GO): nucleus; cytoplasm
Molecular function (GO): AMP kinase activity; ATP hydrolysis activity; ATP binding
Source: RefSeq, a predicted model, not a curated record